Molecule: messenger RNA, 6453 nt
Organism: Chenopodium quinoa (quinoa)
Lineage: Eukaryota; Viridiplantae; Streptophyta; Magnoliopsida; Caryophyllales; Amaranthaceae
Exons: 9
Coding region: 131-4945 (1604 amino acids)
Biological process (GO): ribosome biogenesis
Cellular component (GO): nucleolus
Source: RefSeq, a predicted model, not a curated record
AGGACCAUUGAAACUCAAGAUAAAAAGCAUCCUUCAAAGGCUAGUAAUUUGACCUCAGAGAAGAGUCAUACUUCUUCGACUUCUGCCUCAGAAACAAGGAAGUCGUUUUUUCGAUUUCUUUGUGCUUACCAUGGAGCCGUUGUUACUUGAUCUUAGUAGGAAUCUCCAGUCUGACCUUCAAUCUGGAACCUCCUUACUGAAUUUUUACCACACUCUCAAAUCUGUAAAUAAGAUUUUGUCUAGCAUGGUGUGUGAAAGCACCUAUCUUAGAACAGAGGAUAGUACUGGAGGGGCUUGUCUGAAUUUCUUCAAGAUAAGCUAUGGUCUAUUGAUGUCGUGUUAUGCUGAAUUUAAUCAAUUCUUUCUGUCAACAUGGAGCUUAGAUAGUUUUGUGGAAGUUGAAACAUUGAACUCAUUGGCCAAAGAGUUCAUUCUUGUAGUUGGAAACUUCAUUGAUAUUGAGUAUGGAGUCAUUGGUGAUGACUUGGUUAGCAUAUGGCUUAUGAUUCUCACCUGUUUAGCAUCAGAACAUUCUUCAGAAAAUGUGUCACAACCCUGCAAGUUGUUUCCAGUGACUGUUGACCUUGGAUGCCGACUAAUUAAUCUCUAUAGCGAGCUUCGCCAGGUGGAUUGUGCUGUUUUUGCACUGUGUAAAGGACUGAGGCAUAUAUCAUUUCAUCAAGGAGAUGUUGACAUCUCCUCCCUUCAUUAUGAUAAAUUUGCCAAAUCAGGUUGUUUGCUAUUGUUUUCUCAAAAGUUUAGGCUGGCUAUUUGCAAUGUGAUUAAAUCUAUACCUGAAGGUCAGGCUGUUGAUUUUGUUCAAACUUUGUCUGCUGACAUAUUGGAUUGUUUGGAGUGGAUGAAGGUUGGCAAUUCUGUGGUAGAUGAAUAUGAAGUUGGAGAUGUUCAUUCUUGUAGAAUCAGCGCUCAAGCAGAAAUUUUGGGUGUGGUCUUGUCUGAAAUUUAUACUCUAGUCCUGGAUUCACUCUCAGUUUCUGCCGGUUACAGUUACCGUAUGGGGGAGUCUAUAGAGGAGCUGAUAGUGGUUUUACGUCCCAGCAUGAGGCAUUUGACUACCCUGGAGCAAGAUGGUUCUGAUGAGUUUGUUUUCUCAGUGCUGGGAAUAACUCAAAGUAAGAAUGUGGAAUGCAAAAAUGAUUUAUUAAAUAAAGUUCCCUUGUAUCUCCAAUUCUUCUUUCGUGUGUAUGUAUCCUGUCGUAGCUUAUAUCGCCAAACACUGAGCCUCAUGCCUCCUGAUUCAUCAAAAAAGAUGUCAAAAGUUAUGUCUGACUUUUAUACAGCUUAUUCUGGCAAAAAUUGUAUGGAGAGGACGAAAUUUAAAGAUAAAGGAUAUUUUUCUUGGGUCAAAUCUUCAGUUUCUCUUCUUAGUAUCAUGCAACACAUAAGGAAUAAUAUUUUCCAAGAAGGUUCCACAGAUUACUGUUGUUUGAUUUAUGUAAUGCAUAUGAUGGCUUUACAAAGACUUGUUGAUCUAAGUAGGCAAAUUCAUUGUGUGGAGUAUCGUUUGUGGUGUAUUGAGAAUGGAAGAAAUGGCAAAUUGGCGGAUGAUGCAAAUAUAUCACUUCUAUGUAAAGAUGAAGGAAAACAAGAGAAGUUGGAGAAUUUUUUGUCGGCUUUAAAGCAAGAAACAGCUGGUCUAACGAAUUUCAUCAUGAAAUAUCUUUCCACAGUGGACGAGAAACAACAGCCUACCUUCAUUCCUAGUGGAACAGCUAGUCCAGCCCCACAGUAUGUGCUCUUUGACUCUUGGGAUUUGGGUGUCUGUACAGUGAAUGAAAAGACAUUACCUACUGCAAUCUGGUGGAUUAUUUGCUACAAUAUUGAUAUAUGGUGCCACUAUGCUACUAAGAAGAAGUUGAAGUUGUUCCUUUCACUUUUAAUACUGAAUUCACUUCCAUAUAGAAGAUUUGGGGAGUUUGAGAAGCAGUAUGAAAAUUAUGCUGGCGAGGCAAUGAAAGUUACCAAGCAUCAAAUUUCACAGGAACUUCUUCGUGAUACCAGUUUCUAUGAUCAAAGAUUUGUGCGCAGGUAUAUGCCAUCGAGGGUUUGCCAUGUUUUAAAGAAGUGUAUAUCUCGGUUAUUUAAUGAUUCUACAAACACUGGUGCUGAACUUGGUUCCUCUGAUUGGACCAAUGCUCUGGGCGUGCUUCAGAACUCUGCCCUAUUUGCAAGGGACCAACUGAUUACUUCUUGUCGUGGUCAUGGUGAUUUAGUCAAUAAACAAAGUGAGGAAGGAACAUCAUUUACUCCAACCAAUGACCCUCUUGCUGGUUGUCAAAGCGUGCUGAAUCUCUUGUGCAAGAUGUGUGAGAUUACAUUAAGCUUCAAAUCUUUCUCACACUCUGUGAUUUACUUAAUCAACUUUGAAAGGCUCAUAAUUGGCUGCUUACUAGGUACUCACAGAUCACCGUAUGUUCAUGACCAUCACGAGUUCCUUCGACUACUGGUUUCAUGUCGCCGAGCUUUAAAAUAUGUAUUAAUGGCAUUCUGUGCUGAUAAAUCAGAAAUUUGUAAUCCCACAAGGAUUCCAAUACUGUCAGAGGUUCCAUCAUCUAUUCAUUGGCUGUUGGAAUCUGUGAAGAUUGUCAGUACAUGGUGGAAUACAUUGUCAUCACAGAACAGUAGUAACUGUAGUGAUUUGACUGUUUCACUGAGGGAUCAGACUUCAUACGUGUUUGUCACUCUGUGCAAGCACCAAUUUUGUACAGCAAUUCACUCAAUUGCCAGUCCCACAAGCACUGGAAAGUCUGGUUCUAACUGUGAUGACUAUCUUUCAAAUGAAUUUAAUUUUUCUGAGAAACUAUCGAAUGAUGUCGAAGUUUGCAAAGGUGUGAUUAUGAUGGUUGAGGCAUUGGAGGAAGAGACAAAAAAAUCCCUUCUUUCUCUGAAAGAGGCCUUCUGUGAUGGAGGUAUGGAGGUAGAUGGUCGACCUGUAGAUUUGAGUAAAUUGUCCUCUGCUAUAUCUUGCAUUCAAGGAUUGCUAUGGGGAUUGGAGUGUGCUUUGAAUGAUACACUUGCAAGUGUUGAUGAUUUGAAAGUAAAAGUGAUGAAGAGUAAAGAUAACAUCAUGACUAGAGUAGUCAGUUUUAUGAAUCUUGUUAUGGAGCUCAUAGCUAAAUCCUCUCAGAUUUUUCUUCACAACAAUCACCCAAUCAAAAUGUCUGAUUGCCAGGGGCAGCUUAAGAAUGGAAUUGAUACUGAACUUGAGAAUCAAAUUGGAAAUUCAGGUUCUGAGUUGACGACCUUAGCUACAUGUGAUCUUUCAAAUGGUUCUGUUUCUAGUCGAAAGAAGAAAAGGUUGAAGUCAGAUAAUUCUCACUCUGUCAUUAACGUUCUGACAGAAUUUAGCUGGUUCAAUUACAACUGUCUAAAAAUUGAUUUGUUGGGGAGCUUCUUAAAUGGUCAGAAUCUAGAGGCAGCAUUUUUCUUGAGAGGUUUAUUUAUUGUUUCUUCAGCAAUUGUGAGGCUAAGCGUGCUGAUUGAUUUUCCUUCCUUGUCGGCUAACUUGAUUCAAAAUUUUCUUGGAUGCUCUGAAGUAUCGUUGACAAAAUUUUCGGAAAUGCUUGAUUUUCCGAGUUCAUCUUCUUUUGUUUGGUUGGAUGGUUCUGUUAAGUUUCUGGAGGCAAUAGGGAGUUUAUUUGCAUCAACUAGUUCCAUCGCAACUAGAAAUGUCUACACCAAAUUGGUAGAGUUGCACUUAAAAGCUAUCGGCAAAUGCAGUUCUUUACAAGGAAAAGGAGCUAGGUUAGCUUCCCAUAUUGGGUCAAGUGCCAAGAUAUAUACUGAAGGACGAGAUUAUGAAUCAACUGUCAGUGACCCUCUCUACGGCUUAGACAAUCUCAAAGCAAGGUUGAGGAUGUCUUUCAAAUCUCUCAUUGAGAAACCAUCGGAACCACUCCUAUUAUCUGCUUUGCAAGCUCUAGAACGAGCACUAUUCGGUCUACGAGAAGGCUUUCCAGUAAUCUAUGAGGUAAAGAAAGAAGGUACUGCCGGAGGUAGAGUCUCUGCGAUGGUUGCAGGCUCUGUUGAUUGCUUGGACUUGCUUCUCGAAUUCUAUAAAGGGAAAAACCAAUUGAAUGUCAUUAGAUCGCAGAUCAAUAGCCUUUUUUCAUCAUUAUUUAAUAUUAUUGUACACCUACAAGGGCCCUCAGUAUUCCACACAAAACCAAACAGUAUUGCAGUAAAUAAGAAUCCUGACUCAGGGUCCAUGGUUCUCAUGUGUGUUGAGGUAUUAACCAGGAUUUCUGGAAAACGUUCUCAGUUUCACCUAGAUUCCCAUCAUGUGAGACAGUCUUUGCGUAUACCAGCAGCACUUUUCCAAGGCUUUUGCUUCAUUAAAGCAGGCAAAGAUUCUCAUCAAAGUUCCAUUAGAUUGGACGGCAAAGAGUGUGAAGAACUUGAAAGUUACUUUUUGGUUGACAGGCAGUUCUCAGUUAACUUAUAUGCGUCAUCUUGCCGUUUGUUGUGGACAGUUGUUAAACACCGCAAUAGUGAAUGUAUACAGUGUAUUGCUGAACUUCAAAUUUCACUUCAAGCACUCCUCUAUUGUCUGGAGAUUAUUAACUUUGACUCAGAAGACCGAAAGGCUUACUUUACUUGGGUUUUGGAAGAUGGUGUAAAAUGUGCCAGUUAUCUGAGAAGGGUUUAUGAAGAGAUUGGACAGCAGAAGGAUAAUUUAGGUCAACACUGCUUUAUGUUCUUAUCAGAAUACAUAAAGGUUUAUUCAGGCUAUGGUCCACUGAAAAUGGGAAUCAAAAGGGAAGUUGAUGAAGCCCUUAGGCCAGGUAUCUAUGCUUUGCUAGAUGUUUGCUCAGCGGACGACCUUCAGCAUCUUCAUACUAAAUUUGGAGAGGGUACUUGCAGAAGCACCUUGGCAAGUUUGAAGGAUGAUCACAAACGUCAACAGUAUGAAGGAAAAGUGUGACGAAGUAGACAGCAUUCUGCAUUAUCCUUCUCUAAUAUGAUUGCCGUUGUUCACAUGAUACUACGGCUACAGUUUUGAAGCCUUGCGUUAUGCAGACUAGAUGCGCCUGCACACAAAUCUUGUGGCGACAACAGAAAUGCACAGUAUCAGCUCUCUUAUCAAAGUCUUCAUUGAUGCACUGCAGGUCCACAACAACGAACAGAUUCAGCAGAGACGGCCAGCUGUGUUUGUCUCAACGAGAACAAUACCGUGGGAAAAGAGUUUGGGGGGGGGGGAGGGGGUGGUGUUAGGAAAAUAGUUCAAUGAUGUUAUAGUUAGGAACACAAACAUUUUCACAUUGUUACACGUAUUUUAGCAGAUUAUUGAUACCAUAGUUUUCACAUUAAUUACAUAGGUAAUCCAAUUGGAUAAAAUGACACUAAUAGUGACACAAUAGUGGCACAUAUAUUAAUUUAAUGAUCUAUUGAAGUCCAAUCAUUUUAGCCCAAUACAUCAACCCAUAUCCACGGCACUACACACUACACAGGUCGGCAGUGCCCCACUAUUGAAAAUCCAUUUAUGAGUGACAAAAUUAUUCAAACCCUGUUUUUUUUUUCUUGCAAAAAUAUCUCCAUAACUCCAAAAUAGCCAAGAAUAUUACAAAACUACCCUUGUUUUUUUGUUCAUUUUAUCAUCUCUGUAUAGAAUUUGAGGUCUUCUAAUAUACGUCAUGAUGACCCCACCUCAAAAAUAAUCCUAAACACAAACGCGCAACACAAUAAAUUGACAUCUUCGUGGAUAACUUUAUAGACCUUAAUUAAUAAUCCCAAUCCCAAUCUUUUUCUUAGAAAUUCCCCUCUCUAAAAACACCGCUCUUCUUGAAAGGAAAAUAUGGUAAACUACUCAUAUCAUGAAUGUUAUGCAUAUCCGCCAAAAAGAACUCCCUCUAUAUUUGAUGGAUUCACUCUAAGACCUCUUCCUUACCCAGUUCUCCUAAUUCUCUUACUAAUCUCUUUUUUUCUUGGCAUAAAAUUCUACUUUGUUUCUCAAGAAGUUGCUGAGACCGUCGAGUUUGAAUUUAAUUGGUUGCUCUUGAUCACCCCUUUACUCAUCAUAUUCGCCGUUAAAAUCAUAUCUUCUUUCCAAGGCCGUCGAAAGUCCUACGGUGGAUGUACCGCCGGAAGGUGGGCCCCAACGGGCUGUUAUUGCUACAACUGCCGUGGUUAUUGAGUUGGUUCAUGUAAUCCUACAUAUAAUUGUAGUAAGUUUUUAAUCAUAUGUAAUUUGAUAAGUAGCACAAUAUUAUGCUGUAUAGAUGGAUUAUAAUUGUUAAAUGUACUGUUUCAUAGUGUUUUAAAAUGUUUAUUAAUACAAGUUCAAAGGGUGUAAGUGUAACAAAUACUUCGUACUUUGUAUAAUACGUGUAUAAGCUUUUGAGGCUUGUAAGUUUUGGAAUUGAUGUCUAGAUAGUAAAUUUAAACACUACUUGAUCAAAUUUGAUUGUUUAUGUGACUUACUUUUUCAGUGGA